GCGUCAGCAGGGGUGUCCUUCACCACGGAUCUGUCAAACAUUGGCAGUGGCCGGCAAACCCAGAUCUUCAACGCCACGCAGGGUGGUGUCCUGGCGGAGGAGCGACGAUUGAUCGACAAGGUCUUCAGCAUCGUCGACAAGGACAACUCGGGCCAGGUCGACAUCGAGGAGCUCAAGGGCAUGUUCAAACUCUUCAACGUAGAGGCCAGCUUCCUCGACAGUGCCAUCUCCAGAAUCAUGUCCAACGUCGACAAGGACCUGGACUACAUGAUCUCUCCGCAGGAGUUCUACCAGCUCCUGUCCCAGAAGUUCGAGAAGGAGGACUCAGAGGAGGAGAUGAAGACGGUCUUCCGUCGCAUGGACAAGAACGGCGACGGUCACUUGGACUUCGACGAGCUACACGAGGUGGCCACCAUGCUGGGCGAAAGCAUCCCGAAGUCGGAGAUCAAGGACAUGGUGAAGAUGUUCAACAAGAAGUACCAGGCGGAUAUGGCCGAGUACACAAAGGCGAAGCGGCGAGGUGACAAGCCUAAGGAGCCAAAUGCGCCCGCCAGCAUCACAGAGGCAGACUUCUUGGCA
Messenger RNA from Symbiodinium sp. CCMP2456, 579 nucleotides. Lineage: Eukaryota; Dinophyceae; Suessiales; Symbiodiniaceae. The record is from the annotation of a GenBank genome assembly.